This is a messenger RNA of Cherax quadricarinatus, 10411 nucleotides long. The record is from RefSeq and is a predicted model, not a curated record. NCBI's taxonomy places the organism in Eukaryota, Metazoa, Arthropoda, Malacostraca, Decapoda, Parastacidae.
AUGCGCAUCCGUACCGUCAUAUUGCCAUCUGUACCCCCCUAUCAUAUGGCUUUCAGCGAUGGCAUUAUAGGAAAACGAACAGUGCGCAGCAGCAAAGAUGAAAAUGUUGUGAUCAAUCACCUGGAUGGACCUAAGGGACCAAAAGAUUCUAGACUAGAAGCCAUAAUAGUCAAUGGCACUUUAUCAAGCAGUAAAUUAGGUCACACAGGCACCAUUGCUAAAAAGGAAACCAAAAUGACUGCUUAUUUUUCUCCUUCAAGGUCUCCUCCAGCGGCUGAUGAUGCUGAAGUUGAAGGUGCAACAGUUAUACAGGGAAGCUGCAAAAUGGAUCCAGAAUUGACCAGUGCUCAGCUAAGCCGGCCUCUGCCAACUUCUGCACCAAGUACACCCACAAAAAUGAUGAAUGGCCAUAUUGGUGUUUCAGACACAGUUUCUGUUCUCACCACACCUUUAAAGCGUACUGUAUGUACACGUAGUCAGGCAAUAAAGGCAUUACAAAUUGAUUUAUCGCCCACUUCCCACAAUAAUGCAUCAGUUUCCUCAAGAGCCUCAAAAAGUUUAGAAUUAACUCAAUGUCCUAGCCGGGUUGCUGCGACAUCCUCAGAUCCUGUCCUGUCUACAAAAUUGUCUCGAUCCACUACACCUACCUCCUCUUUACCUAUAUCUGCAGAAGAUGGCACUAUCCUCUCACAGUCCACCAACACCCACAAGAUUCAGGCACUUAAUGAGGAGAGAUUACGACUUGAUUCCCCACUUUCACCAUCAUCUGCCCUAUCCAAACUCAAGCUAUCAGUCGCACCAAAGAAGCUUACAUUCAGCAAACCUACCAAAGCAAGAAAAAAGCUUCCCAUACAAGCUGGCAACCGAGGCUCCUCAGGGAUCAAGGGUGAGAAAUCCUCCAAAGGUAAUACUGCUACUUCAUUAACAAAUGGAGAAGUUAAACCAGCUCUGCGUAACACUCAAAUGACACAGUUCUUUCCUAUACGGAGGUCAGAGCGAAAACCAAAGACAACCCUUCUUCAGGAACGACAAAAGGAGAUAGAGGAAAGAAUAAAGAGUGGCACAGAAGAUGGUCUUAUGGUUAAACAUUUUGGGGCCAAAGGACGUGGAGUAGUUACUACAAGAACGUUUUCCAAAGGAGAGUUUGUUGUAGAGUACAUAGGAGAUCUGAUUGAUGUGAGAGAAGCCAAAGAAAGGGAGAAGAUUUAUUCUCAAGAUUCAUCAAAGGGUUGCUACAACUACUACUUUACUUUCCAAAACCAGCAAUACUGCAUUGAUGCCACAGAAGAGAGCGGUUACUUAGGACGGCUAGUGAACCACAGUCGCAAUGGUAACCUGGUUACAAAAGCGGUGGAGGUCAGUGGUAAACCACAUUUAAUUUUAUUAGCUAAAUGUGAUUUGGAGCCAGGAACAGAAAUCCUUUAUGACUAUGGAGAUAGAUCUAAAGAGGCACUAGAGCAUCAUCCAUGGUUGGCCUCGUGAUUUAUAGCUUUAGAGUUUUAGAAGUGUUUAUAUAGUUUACAUUGAUUUAUUUUGAGGUUCAUUGGGGUAUAUAUAGUGUUGUGACCAGCUGUGGAUAGUUAUACCUCAGGUUGCCAGUAUUAUGUCUUAAGGCUUUGUAAAAGAAUAAGAAUAACUGGUAAAAAUGUAAUAAGGGUGGCUAAUAGUUAAAAGUUGAGGAUGUCGAAGGUAUGACUCGAAAGAAAUUUGAAAAACAAAUACAGAUGCAGUGCAAACUUUCAUUGGAACAACAUUUUGCUCUGUGUAGAGCUUUAUUAAAUCAUUGUGUUGACAAAGCUCUACACAGAGCAGAAGUUUUGCUGCUCUCCACCUGUCUUGCCUUCAGUACUGUUGUUAAUACUCCUUAAUGUUGAAAAUAAAGUUUGUCAUGAUUUCAUUUUGUUCAAAAUUUAUUUUCAUUAUAAUUAUUUUUGUCUUAGGUAUAGCUGCUCCUGUUUUAGAAGAGAGAUUGGUCUACCCCAUUGACCCUCUUAAUCUGUGAUGCAUUAUUGUCAUCUGUUUACUACUGCCAGUCACUGAUCUUCUUUAAAUGUACAUGACACAAAUAAUGUAUAAUAGGUCCACUGCCUGUGGAUUUGACAACCCAGAAAACUUAAUAUAUUGUAGUAAUUUAGGUGUAGAAUGUAUUUUGAAUUUCUACAGUCUAUAAAAAGUCUUGUAAUAAAAAUUUAUUGUUAAGAUAUUACAAUUUUUAACUGCUGCUCAGUCCGGAAGAAACACUUCACUAGCUCGCAGGUAUAAGAUAGAAAGCUUGUCCUUGUGAAAUUUAAUAGGUUUUACUCUUGAUGGUAGUGCUGACAUCAGCACGCACUUAAAACUGGGCUCUUACUUUUAUCAAGAAUAUCAUGACUAGAUAAAGCACUUAUACUUCAGGAGUUUGUAUAUUGCUGUCACUUUUAAACUCUUGUACUUACUUUUGCUGGGAUUCAGCUUAAAGCUGAAUUUUGGGAAGUACAAGUUGAUGUUGGUUCUGGAACGUAUCAUUCAGAACUUUGUAUAACACCCCAAGAAAAAAAAGGAUAUAAUUUUGUGUGUUUAAUAUACAGUGGACCCUCGAAUUUAGUAGUGCCUUUUCUGUACACAAAACUAUUUUUAUUUAUAAAAUGUAUUGUUUGUUAAUAUUUUUGGGUGUCUGGAAUGGGUUAAUUGGAUUUAAUUAUUUCCUAUGGGAAAUAUUAACAAAACAUACAUUUUAUAGAUAAUAAAAAAAGUUUUCAUACAGAAAAGGCACUACUAAAUUCGAGGGUCCACUGUAUAUGUAUUCUGUAUGUACACUCUAGAUAUACAAUUUUUUAGCACGAUGGCCGUCUCCCACCGAGGCAGGGUGACCUAAAAAAAGAAACUUUCACCAUCGUUCACUCAUAAUCACUGUCUUUGCAAAGGCACUCAAAUACUAUUGUUUAGAUGUCACUCCCUACUGCCAGUAUCCCAAACCCCUCCUUUAUUCCUUUGACUGUUUUGGUAAGCCCACAUGUGAGAGAAUGGGUCUGUGUGGUCAGUGUUCACCAUAUAAAAAAAAUCCUGCAGCGUGCAGUUCAUAAUGAGAAAAAACAACUGACCGUUUUUUUUUUUUUUUUAAUUAAAAUGCCGAAUUUGUGGUCUAUUUUCAUAUAGCAUUUGUGGUUGUAUUCUCGUUUUCUUGGUCUCAUUUGAUAGAAUGGAAAACAUAUUAUAGAAAUAGAGGUGAUUUUGAUUAAUUUUACUAUAAAAAGAACUUGGAAAUAGAGCUCAAAGUAGGGGAAAUGUUUGAUUUUUGCCUAUGUUCAAAAGUAAACAAAUGAUGUCAUUGUCCAAUAAAUGUCCAACUAGCCAUUCUAAUAUGCAGUCAUGAAUGGGUUGACAUUAUUUGUAUAAUUAUUACAGUAUUGCAGUAGUCAGCAUAACAGUAAAUCUUCUAUUUUUUGUUUGAAUAAAAAUUCAAAAUAGAAAGCAAGAGUAAUAUCAGAGGGUCCUGGAGACAUGACUGAUGAACAAAGAAAAUGUUAUUUUAGAGCCAGGAAUGUGUAUAUUGUUCAUUCUGGACCUUAUUUUGAAAUUGUCAUAUUUUUUAAUUUUCGUGAAAUUGGCUAAAAUUGCAAAUUUCUGACCACGUUAUUAGGUAGUUGAAAUCGAUAAAUGGGCAGUUUCUUGUACUCAAUCAAUAGAAAAAAUGUAGUUCUAAAGAAAUAGCUGUGAGUUUGGUCGACUGGAACAAUGGAAUUAGCCGAAAAUAGGGCUCAAAGUGGGCGAAAUCGCCGAUUUGUAAAUAUCACCGAGGUCACUAACUUUGCAAGAGCGUAAUUUCGUCAGUUUUCCAUCAAUUUUUUUUUGUGUGUGUCAUUACAAUAGGGAAAAGAUUCUCUAUCGUUUCAUAAGUGUUUUAUUUUUUUUGAGACCCCUCAGGAUUGGGGGUUGCAACAAUCAAGGGGUUAAAAUGCAGACAUUGUACUUCCCACCUCCAGGAUUCAAGUCCAGCUGACCAAUUUCCUUGAAUAUCUUCACAAAAUAUUAACCUGCUCAUCAAGUCUGAAAAAACAUUUAUCCCCACUCCUGUCUAACAUGCUUACACACGUGUCUGAGGGGCUGUGACACACAGCAGGCAGGCAUCUGUGUUUGGAGUGGAGAUGAAUGGUUUUUUGGAGACGAUGAGCUGUUGGAGUGUUAGCAGGGUUAUAUUUUGUGAAGGGAUUCAUUGAAACCAGUUAGCUGGACUUGAAUCCUGGAGGUGGGAAGUACAAUACCUACUCUUCAAAGGAGGUUUAGGAUAUUUGCUGUUUAGGGUGACAUCUGAACUGUCGUAUCUGAGUGCCUUUGCAAAGACAGUGAUUGUGUGAAUGAUAGCGAAAGUGUUUCUAUUUUGGUUCACCCUACCUCGGUGGGAGAUGGCCAGGGUGUUAAAAUAUAUAUAUAAUACACACACACACACACACACACACACUACGGUAAACUGUAUAUUAAAUGCUUGAAAAUGGAGUGAGUGAACUGUCUUAUUUAUUGACUACUUCUGUUGUUCAUCUAGUACUAUGCAGUACUUGUUGUAUGUAUGGUAUUUUUCAUGUACAUCAGUGUACUGUACAUCUUGUGUAGUACACUGUUGAACUAUACAUCUUGGGUGUAAUGCAUCAUUGUACUGAUGGUGUGCAGUACAUCAUUGUACUGUUGGUGUGCAGUACAUCAGUGUACUGUUGGUGUGCAGUGCAUCAGUGUACUAUUGGUAUGCAGUGCAUCAGUGUACUAUUGGUAUGCAGUGCAUCAGUUGUGUAAGAAUGGUAUAUAAUACCGACAAGAUGAAAUUAAGACACAUGUGCAACAUCUGGGUAUCUUUAUUGUAGACGUUUCGCCAUCCAGUGGCUUUAUCAAUACAAAUUCUAGGACAUAACUUGAAGACAGUAGAACUAUGUACAGAAGAUGAGGUAAUCAGUCCCUCAACCUAGGAGUAGGUGCGAAGAGCACCAUAGUCAUGGAGAUUCUGAAGUAGAAGAAAGGAGCCUGGCGCUUAUAUAGUAACGUCAGGUGUAGCAGAUGAGGGCAUAGUCACUGGUAGGCGGGAUUCCCCAGUGGAAGUAGGUCUUUCCCAAAGAGAUGGGUUAGUUGUAGUUGUCGUAGCCGUGAAGGUUAUGUACGUGUCCUCAGAAUCAAGAUUCCAUGAUGCUGCAGUGUCUGACAAGUUGUGUCCUAAAAUUUGUAUUGAUAAAGCCACUGGAUGGCGAAACGUCUACAAUAAAGAUACCCAGAUGUUGCACAUGUCUUAAUUUCAUCACAGUGCAUCAGUGUACUGUUGGUGUGCAGUGCGUCAGUGUACUGUUGGCGUGCAGUGCAUCAGUGUACUGUUGGCGUGCAGUGCAUCAGUGUACUGUUGGUAUGCAGUGCAUCAGUGUACUAUUGGUAUGCAGUGCAUCAGUGUACUGUUGGUGUGCAGUGCAUCAGUGUACUGUUGGUGUACCAUGCAUGAGUGUACUGUUGGUGUGCAGUUCAUCAGUGUACUGUUGGUGUGCAGUGCAUCAUAUGAAUUCAUGUAAGCAUUCAUACUGACUUGAAAGAGUUGAGUGUCAGUUUUGAUCUCAUGUUUAUAUAGGUUGAUGGGGCCUUCCUCAGCAUAUCUUUCAUUGGAUAUGUGAUACCUGUCUCAAAUAUUGCUUAACCAAAUGGAGUUUGUGUGAGAAAAUAUUUUUAUUUUAUUUUUUCUAAGUUAUUUUUUCUGCUAAUCGUAAAUUUGAUUGAAUUGAUUGAGAAGGUUCGUUUGGAUCUUAAAUUUAAAUUUAGCCAUUCCCCUUGAGUCCUAGUGAUGUUUUUCUCUUGUUUAAUUCAUUAUGGUGUGAAGAUAUAAAAUGAUUGAACUUAAAUUGUUGUUCUUCAGGUACAUAUUGAAGUUCCUAUUAUCAUUUCAAUAUGAAUGACAAAAAGAGAAUGAUGCCACCUUGUUAAUAGCUGUCAUUGUUGCUUUGGAAUAACAAAGUUGACAGAAUUCAAGAUACAAGGCUGAAACAACUAGUACUGUAAUUGUAAGUUUUCUUCAGAGGGACCCAUUUUCCUAGUGCUUAGUUACAUUAUUUUAUGAUAUUUGAUGUAAAUAUUGAAGAUGCAUAAUUGCAGUAAAUUGAUUAUAGUAUUUUCAUGAUUAUCAAUUAUGAAGGUGCCACAACUUUUCAGAUAAUCAAAAUAUCAGGUAAGCUCAUCGUAAUUUUUUAUUUUUUAUUGUAGCUAAUUCAGUAGAGGUGGUGAGUGUGAGCACAGUAUUUUCAUACUACACACAAGUGUUAUACAAGAGCUACUGUACAAAACAAUAAUCUUAACAAUCCCAUUUAGAAAAUUUCAUAAAAGGGUAAACCAGAGAAUACAGGUGUUUAGUUGACAAUUCCUUUAGUUUCUGGCUAUAUUUAUUUUUUAUCAUACAACAGUUGUGUGCAGUGGCUUACAUUUAUCAUUUAUUUAAUGUAUACUUGAGAAGAGUGUAGUUGAUGGACCACAGCUGUUCUCAUAAUCUAGCAAAUACUGUACUUGUUAAUUUUAUCCUUAAAGUUUUCAAAUAUUUUGUACCGACCUGGUGAGAAAUGCUUUUAAAAUGUGCUAUUUACAUCAUACGUCCCUGUGAAGAAAACUUAAAGGUGUUCAUUGUUGUGGAUAUGCUUGUAUGCUUAAUUAAAACCUGCCUGUGUAUCUAACUGACCUGGAUGAAGUGAAGAGCACUAAUGCUAAAUUCUAAAUUGUUUGUUAUGAAAUCAAAGCUGAAUAUAUAAAAUAAACAUUUUCAUUCUAGAAAGAUAGCAUUUUAAUGCUGAUAUAUCAAUGUGUAAUUAACACAGGUAAAUGGGAGAGCAAAACCUACAUGGAGAUGAAACCAGAGGAUGGUUGUCUUUGUUUUGACUAACAAUUGAGGUCCUCUUUAUUAGGUGCAGUAAACCCUCCAUAUAAGUGAUUUUUGGAAUGGGAAAAAUUUACUAGUAAAUUGUACCUGUAACUUCUUUAUUUUCAAUGUUUAUUACAGUAUCUAAAUUUGUGUGUACAGUAUUAUACUAGGUAUAGUACUACAGUACUUUUAUUGCUAAUAUUUAACUUUCUGAAGUCAGGAUGUAUACAUUCAUUAUUAGCAUUGUAAUCUCUGUAUGAGAGAAGUUUGGAGGAGUUGGCAAGGUUGUUAGCAUCUGCAUUAAGCAGAAAACACUUAUGUUGACUGCUGAUGUGGCUGCAGACCAGUAACUUGGGCCUGAUUAACAUUGCUUUAUAUUUAUUUUUCUUAGAUAAUAAAAAUUGCCAAAUAAUUUUAGGAAAUUUCCCAUUGGAAGUUUGCCUUUCUGGUCAUUUAGGAGAGUACAUAAGGAACCCAGUAAUUUUAAUAUAUAAUAGGGCCUCAAUUUAAAAUGUUAAUGCAAUGCAGAAAAUUGCGAGUGCUGGGAAUUGAGAACCUAUUUUUCCAUAGCCCCCCAUUUUAUAACUAGAUGUAUUCCUUAGCCAUAAUCUAUAUCUAAUUUGUUUUAUUUUUUAACUAAGAAUAUUUAUCAAAUAUUUUAUAAUUAGCAUUGCUCCAUUUACUUAAAAAAUAGUAUUAUAUUGAUCAUUGUAUACAUGUUAAACAGAGUAGAGCUACACAAUAGUAUACAAUACAGUACUGAUGUGUAGGAGUGGGUAGCAGCUGAGGUUAUAUAGUGUGGGAAGGUAGGGGUGAGUAUGAUUGUGUCAGGGAGUGUGUGGUAUGAGUUCCAGCUCUCAUUUGCCUUUCCCACUUAACUUCUCUUAAAAAAAAAGUCAUCCAUAGCAUGAAUUUACACAAUGUAUGAAUAUUUGGUAAAACAUAAGAUUGAAAACAUACAUUGAAAUAAAGAAAAUCACAAAUACUGAAUCUAUUUAACUUGACCAAUAUUUACCAAACAAAUGUGAGCUUUCUGUGCAUUUAAGUUUCAUACACAAAGUAUUAAUGCAUUUGGAAAAAACUUCAGUGAUUGAAAAUAAUUUGAUUAAAUAUUUGUAAUAUUGUAAAUACCAAGUAGUGUGCGUGAGCUUGUUAGAUAGGAGUGAAUGGAGAUGAAUGGUUUUUGGGACCUGACAAGUUGUUGGAGUGUGAGGAAGGUAAUAUUUUAUAGGGGUUCAGGGAAACUGGUAAGCCGGACAUGAGUCCUGGAAGUGAUAAAUACAAUGCCUGCACUUUAAAGGAGGGGUUUAUUAUAUUGGCAGUUUGGAGGGACGUCUAAACUGUCGUACCUGAGCGCCUCUGCAAAGACAUUGAUUAUGUAUGAGUGAUGGUGAAAGUGUUGAAUGAUGAUGAAAGUUUUUUCUUUCUCUGGGUUUUUCUUUCUUUUUGGGUCACCCUGCCUCGGUGGGAAACAGCCAACGUGUUAAAAAAAAAUACUAAUUGGUUCCAAAGCGUAGAACAUUGUAAGUUGGGGCCCUACUGUAUCCUCGUAUGAAAGCCUGUUUUUUUUUUUUACCCCGUGAAUUACAUAAUGCACUAAAGUCAACCUGUGCUAGUGUUGGGGAACACCUUGUGUUCUACAUUGAUAAAAGCAUUGCACUCAAGGCUGGUUAUUUGAACCUAAUUGUUCUUGUGUAGAUAACAUCCCCCUUCUUAAUUUGGGUUAGAGCAAUUUAAAAUAAUUUAAUCUAGCCAAAAAAAAAAGAAAUUCAUUCAUUACCUGACCAGGGAGGAUGUUAUCUUCAUUUAAAGCAGCCAAGUAAACAUGAUGGCACUUUUAAAUCACUUAAUAUAGAAAACAAUGUCCUCAGUUCCCCAGUGUGACGUUUUUACACAUUGUUGUAAGAAGAAGCUUUUGUCUGAGGCUGGGUUAAUAAUUAUACUUUAUAUCAGCUGAGGCAGUUUACCAAGAAUAUACUGCAAAUUAGAAGUGCUCAUAAAUAUGGAGGGAGAUGUGCAGCUUACAAAAGGUUUCACUACGUAAAAGUGCACUAUAAUAUAUAUAAUGUAUUGGACAGAAAUAAUAUAGAAUACAGAAUUUUAAUUUUUGUAAAAAAAAAAAAAAUAUUGAAAUUAUAAAAUUCUUCUGUGCUGUGCUUCUCUUUUAAUUAGUACAAAUAUAUAAAAAAAAAAAUUUUAAAUAAUUAUCAGAAAUAUAAUUUAUGUAAGUAAUAUUGUAGACAUUUAUGUAAGAAUCUCAAAUAGAAGUCACUAAAUAUUUCUAUUACUUAUUUAUUAUUCAUUAUUGUAUAAAUUAUAGCCAAGAGAAUGCUACCGCAAUAGUUGUUCCGUUGAAAUGUUGAACCAUAUAGAGUCAGAGCACAGUGCUGGACUCCAGCAUCUACACCAAUACAAUGGAAUUACUUAUAUUAUGAAUACCUGUACAUGAUUUAUUUUCUUCCUGUAUUUGUAUUUAAAGGAAUUAUUGCACUUGUUUUGAUAAAAAUGUCAUCCAACACUACCCUUAUCUAGGUUUAAUGUACUUGUUAACUAAAAUACUGUAUAUACAGUACGUAUAUCAGACUGGUCUUUAAAAUUUCUUGAUUUAUCUUCAGCAUCAUGUGUGAUAUACCCAUUCAUACAGUUGAACAAAACAUUUUCUAGCAGAGUAUAGUAUUCUCUUGCUAUUGCAUUGAUUUGUUAAUCUAGUGACAAACUGUUACUGUGAGUAGUAUUUAAAGAAAAUUACAGGAUUAAAGACAAAAGCUUAAUUUUAUUUUUUAACACUGUUCGUCUCCCACAAAGGUAGGGUGAAUGGUAAAACGAAAAACUUUCGCCAUCACUGUCACUGUCUUACCAGAGGUAUGCCGACACUACAUCUCAGAUGCCCCUCCAAACUACAGUAUCCCCACCCAUUCUUUAGAGUGCAGCCUCUUCAAGGGGGGCUCCUUGGCAUGGUGAAGAGGCUCUUGGUCUGAGGAAUUAGACCUUUUGGUCUCUUUCCUCACAUCAAACCUAAUUACCCCCCAAUCCCCCCUUCCCUAUCCCAUCCUCCCUUUUUUCCUUUCCUCCUCCUCCUCUCUAUCCCUCCCCUAUUCCCUUCCUCUUUUCAGCCUUUGGGAUUCUUCCUAUAGGCAAUCUAGUUCCUAGGUAGGGGGGAAGGGUACCGGGGUCCAUCCCAUUCCAUUGAGGUCCUUGGCAGUGGUGUAGUUUUCCAUGGAAUCUGGAUCACCUGGGGAUGUCCCGAUCCCUCUCCGGUCUCCCAGGGUAUGGGUUUGGGUGUCUUUUGGGUGACAGGUGUAUCUCUGGAGGCUGCCUGUUGGAUUACAAGGGGUGGUGGCCAAAGGAGGUAUGCCUUGUGGCGGGUGUCCAGCCGCCCUCUCUUUUGUCCACUGAGGUGGCUCGGUGGAUGUGAGGUUGCUAUCCUGGAUUGCUGGUUUACUGGCAUGAAGGGUAGGGUAUGGCACAGGUUCCAUGCUGCACCUGCACUGCUUGUGGUGCUGAGGUCCUCUUGGGCAUGGAGGGGGAUUUACAACCCUCUUUUGCGUCCUAGGAGCUAUUCCU